Argentina anserina (silverweed cinquefoil) is the source of this 15551-nucleotide messenger RNA. Its product is annotated as auxin transport protein BIG. Gene Ontology annotation, biological process: auxin polar transport. Gene Ontology annotation, molecular function: zinc ion binding. The transcript has 14 exons. NCBI's taxonomy places the organism in Eukaryota, Viridiplantae, Streptophyta, Magnoliopsida, Rosales, Rosaceae. The record is from RefSeq and is a predicted model, not a curated record. Gene Ontology annotation, cellular component: cytosol; plasmodesma. Bases 31 to 15342 code for a protein of 5103 amino acids.
UUUCACUUUCACACCCAGCGCGAUCGUCUCAUGGCCGAGGCCUUGGCCAAGCUCGCCGACUCUCUCUACUCCCCCGACUCCAAGCCCAUCGCCGCCACUGAUCUCCUUCUCCGCCUCCGCUCCGACCCCGACUCCAUCUCACCGGGCCUCCACUGCCUUCUCCUCAUCCUCAAACGCGCCGUCCAGCCCGCCGCUGACGGCAAGCUAGGGCUUCAAUCAUGGACCGAUUCGCAAAUUCAAGCUCUCUACUCCCUCGCCUACGCCGUCGUCUCCUCCUCCCGAUCUCUUUCAGUGGAGCAAGCGGAAGCGAUAGUUGUGGCCACUGUGCAAAUGUGUAUAGAAUUUGCUGUGUGUUAUCUGGAAAGAUCAGAACUCGGCGGCGACGACAUGACUAUUCAGAACAAUAUGGUGCAACUUUUGGAGAUGUCACUGGUUGAUGAAAUGGAUAAAGCACCUGAGGCAAGGAAGCCAUUCCCUCUAGAUAGCCUUGCAGACUUGUCAAUAUCUGUUACUGGUAGUUCUAGUGGUACCGAGUUUGAUAAUUAUAUUAAGUGUGGCCCUCAAGGUGUCAGUUGUUCUAGGGCAGAGAAACCGGUUGAUCACCUUCUUAUGUCUUUGGCUGCCGAGUGCGUACAGUCUGAUAGGCAGACCACUGGAUUUGGCGGGCCUACUUUGCACCAAGAUUUGAACAAGUUGGUUUAUCUAUCCCAGCAUUGGGCAGUUGCUCAUGUUGGGUGUACUCAACGUUUGUUUUUGCUCUGCAAACAACUUAUUGUACUCCCAGAUGUGUUUGAUGAGAAUUUUUCUGGGGCAAGCGUCUGCAAGAGACUGUCCUUCACUUUGAGGAUUAUAAAGCUACUUGGAAGUCUUGCAAAGGACAUCCCAUACAUUGAAUUUGAUGCCUCAUUGGUGCAAGCAGUUGGCUCUCUUGCUGAAGCACUACCCAGGUUGUUUAGACCUGGAUUUGAGUUCGUAAACAGCCAUGUACCAGUUGAGGGUAGUUUUGAGAGUCUCAGUCUGUUGUUAUUGGAAGACUUUAUUGAACUUGUCCGGGUUACUUUCUGCAACAGCAGUGUAUUUUUGAACGUUCAGGUCUGCUUGAUAGCUUCAAUAAUGGACAACCUUGAUUCUUCUCUAUGGAGGUAUAACAAUUCCGUUACUAACUUGAAGCCUCCGCUAGUUUACUUUCCGCGGAUUGUUAUUUACAUAUUGUCACUCAUCCAUGACCUUAAGAGGCAGACUACCCGGGCUGUCAAUUGGAAGGAGUUCGACACAGAACUUAUGGUCAGUAAUACCAGUGUCAUCGAUCCCCCUUCCUGCCUGGUUCGUUCUGAGAAAGUUCCUUUACUUCAGAGGUACACAUUCGAACAACUUGUGAAGAUAAUCUUCCCUUCCUCAAAUCAAUGGCUGGACAAUCUACUGCAUGUUAUUUUUUUCCUUCAUUCUGAGGGAGUGAAACUAAGGCCAAACGUGGAGAGGACACAUUCUAGUUGUGCAAAAACUACUUGCAGCUCUGAAGUGGAAAAUGUUGUUUGCCAUGAAGAUGAAGCCCUUUUUGGAGAUCUUUUCUCAGAGAGUGGCCGGGGUUCUACAGAUGGAUAUGAUCAGCCACCUGUUGCUGUUAAUUCUAGCUCCAGCCAGAGUAAUAUGCCCAUGGAAGCUGCAACAGAGAUGCUUAGUUUUUUAAAAGUGUGCAUCUUCUCUCCUGAAUGGUACCCUUCUUUAUUUGAGGAUAGCUGCACGAAGCUUAGCGAAAGCCAUAUUGAUAUUUUUCUCCACUUACUCCAAGGUCAGGGAUCUUCUGAGGAGAGGAGCCUUGAGUGCUAUUCCAUUUCACAAGAAGAGGGAAAAACUGGCCAGGUUCAUGAACUUUGCUUCAACUUGUUGCAGGACCUUGUGACACGUCAUGCUUUAUCUGAUUCACUGGAAGAGUACUUGGUUGGAAAAAUCUUGAAUGUUGAGAAUGAUAUUUUUGCUUACAAUAGUCGGACCCUUACCUUACUGGCUCACAUCCUUUUCUGUAGGGUGGGUUUGGCUGGUAGCCGGUUGAGAGACCAAAUUUUCCGGGGCUUUGUGGAUUACCUCUUUCAGAAGACAAAAGACAUUUCUUUUAAAUGUUCCACCUUUAAAGAACUGCUCAAGGCCCUUCCAUCGGUUUUUCACAUUGAAAUUCUUCUUAUGGCAUUUCACUUAUCUUCUGAAGAGGAAAAAACAUCUCAUGCGAACUUAAUAUUCUCCACUCUCAGAGCAAUUAGUACUCCAGCAUUGGGUCUGAAUAGUGCACAUUUGUCUUGUUGGGCUCUACUGGUUUCAAGGUUGAUUGUGGUGCUUCGUCAUAUGAUAUUCUAUCCACAAACAUUUCCUUCGACAUUACUUGUCCAUCUGCGCUCCAAGUUGAGGCAUGCUCCAUACUCAAGUACACCGCUUGGCAUGAAUAAUCAUUUGUCAUCCUGGGUUUCAAUUGUAUGUAACAAUGUAAUGAGUGCAUGGUUCGAAGAAGAGCCUGAUAUCAGUCCCUUGCUUCACCAAUUGAUUGAUAUAUCUGCCCUUCCUGCUUCACUGUCCACAGAAGUUCUGCAUAUUGAUAGCUUAUGCUUGAGUUGGGAUGACAUUUGUUCAACCAUGUCAUCCAUUAUUGGGCUCUGGAAAGAUAAAAAGGCUACAGUGGUGGAGGAUCUUAUUGUUGAAAGAUACAUGUUUGUACUUUGUUGGGAUUUUCCAACCAUGGGUACUGCAAAGCACAAUCAGCUUCUAUUUUUGAGUGAUCCACAUACUCUUGACAUUUCUGACAUGGAAAAUUUCUUCUACUUCAGCCACUCCGUUCUAGGUAAUCAUGCUUCUGGUGCCGUGAAUACCAACUUUUCUGAAGUUAUAAUUCAUCUGCUUCAGCAGUUGGAUGCUGAACAAAUACCUGAGCGCAUUGAGGGGUUAGGCUGGGGUUUUCUGAGAAAUGCAAUGUGGUUGUCUUUGGUGGUAGGCUUGCUUGAUGUUGGCAUCUGUAGAUAUGGAAUGAAGAAUACAGUUUCAGGAGUGGGUUCAAACUGGAUGCUGAAUAUGUCUAUGGACAAUGAGUAUAUCACCGUUGCUGAAGGGAUGGUUGCCUCCUUAGUGGAUGCUGGUCAACUUUCAUCACUGUUUAGGAUAGUUUCUUCUUUGAUGAAUAAGUACCUACAAGUUUAUCAAAGAGCUUUCAUUGCUACUUUUAGCCAGAAGGAUGCUAAUGGAUUCUCACCACUAUUGCUUUUCAAACAUUCUGGUUUUGACGUGUGCCUUCAGAAUGAGCUUGAAAAGACUGGACCUGGUUGUUUUCGUCUGGAGUCUGUUCUUGAUCUCUUGGUGAACUUUGAUGCAAUUAUUGAUAAACGAGCAUCAGGAAGUUUGUGUAGGACUUGUUGGCAAACUAUGUAUCAUGGUUUCCCUCUAAAUCUCCACACUCCGAGUGGAAUCCUUCUUUCUUGCAUCCUUAACAUAAGGCAGAACAUUUCCAUUCUGGUUGGUCUGCUGAAAGUAAAAGAUAUCGUAGGAAAUGUCUGCUUAGAGAGUGAUGUACUUCGUCAAAUUCUUGAUUCGAUAGUGGCAAUCAAAUUUGACAGGAUCUUUGAAAGUGUUCACGGGAAAUGCGAAACUAUUUAUGGCAGCUUGACUGCGGGCCUGGUAGGGCCAGAGCAUGUCAAUUUGAUUCUAUUGGAGCACCUGGAGCGGUUUUUAAGGGAUAUUAAUUCCAAAGAUGUAACUGACAGCAGUAUCCAAGAGUGCAUAAUCACCAAGGCUGUUGAUACGAUGGAUAGCUUAAGGAAAGAUCCUACCAAGGUUGAUAUCUUCAAACUUUAUCUUGGUAUGGAUGGUGUUUCAGAGAAGGUGAAGGACCUUUUCAGUUCACAACGUGGUGAUCUGCUGGUUCUUAUUGACUCUCUACAUAAUUGUCACUCAGAAACAGUUAACGUAAAGGUUCUUGGGUAUUUUGUUGAUCUACUAAGUGGAGACCUCUGCCCUGACCUUAAACAGAAGGUGCAAAACAAGUUUCUCAGCAUGGACUUGCUUCAACUCUCCAAAUGGUUAACGGCAAGGCUUUUAGGCUGUGUUCUGGAAGCUUCAGAUGGAGUUAAUGGUGCAAAAGGAAGUCCCUCCUCUCUUAGGGAAUCAACCAUGAACUUUAUUUUAUCACUCGUAUCCCCACCUUCUGAUUUGCAAUCAGUGGAACUCCAGAGUCAUAUUUUUGAAGCUGUGCUGGUUUCCCUUGAUCCUGCCUUUUUGCAAUUUGAUAUUCAUGUUGCCAAAGCAUUUUUCCAGUUUGUGGUUCAAUUAUCCAAAGGGGAUAGUUCUCUGAAAUUGCUUUUAAAGAGAACCAUAAUGCUGAUGGAGAAGCUGACCAGCAAUGAUUCUUUGCUACCGGGCUUGAAGUUUCUUUUUGGGUUUUUGGAAAGUGUGUUAAGUGAUUUUGGGUCUGAUAGGAGUACCCCGGAAAGAUCAUUGGUAAAGUGUCUGUCUGGUGUUACUCAUGGUGUGGGACCUACUGCUUCAAGGCAGGUAGGAUCACAGAAGAACUCUGGGACAUUGGUCCUUUCGACUAAUCAAGAAGGCAGGUCAAUGGCUCUUGAAUGUGAUGCAACCUCUUUAGAUGAAGAUGAGGAUGAUGGGACCUCUGACGGGGAGGUAGCGAGCCUGGAUAAGGAUGAUGAAGAGGAUACCAACAGUGAUAGGUCUCUUGCUUCUAAAGUGUGCACAUUUACAUCUAGUGGAAGCAAUUUCAUGGAGCAGCACUGGUACUUCUGUUACACAUGUGAUCUGACCGUCUCAAAAGGCUGUUGCUCUGUGUGCGCAAAGGUUUGCCAUCGUGGUCAUCGUGUUGUUUAUUCUCGCUCUAGCCGUUUCUUUUGUGAUUGUGGAGCUGGAGGUGUUAGAGGAAGCAAUUGCCAAUGCUUAAAACCACGAAAAUUCACUGGUGUUAGUGGUGGCCCAGUCCGUAGUGAUAGUAAUUUCCAGUCCUUUUUACCCUUCAUGGAAGAUGAAGAACAGCUACCAGAAAGUGAUUCAGAUCUUGAUGAGGAUAGUAUAGAUGUGGACAACUCUAUCAGACUCUCUAUCCCAAGAGAGCUUCAAGAUGGGAUCAGACCGUUGCUUGAAGAACUUGAUGUGGAAGGAAAGGUGCUUGAGCUUUGCUCCUCAAUGUUCCCUUAUAUAACCAGUAAAAGGGACUCCGUCUUGUCAAAAGAUAACAAAAUCAUUCUUGGCAAAGACAAGGUGCUUUCUUUUGGGGUUGAUCUUUUGCAAUUGAAGAAGGCAUACAAAAGUGGGUCCUUAGACCUGAAGAUAAAAGCAGAUUAUUCAAAUGCCAAGGAACUCAAAUCACAUUUAGCUAGUGGAUCUCUUGUCAAAUCCCUUCUUAGUGUCAGUAUUCGAGGGCGACUUGCAGUGGGAGAAGGUGAUAAAGUGGCAAUUUUUGAUGUUGGGCAGUUAAUUGGACAAGCCACCAUCGCCCCUGUGACAGCAGACAAGACCAAUGUCAAACCCCUAUCUAAGAAUGUUGUGCGCUUUGAAAUUGUGCGUCUUACAUUCAACCCAGUGGUGGAGAAUUAUCUUGCAGUUGCAGGUUAUGAAGACUGCCAGGUCCUCACCUUGAAUCCUCGUGGUGAAGUGACUGAUCGUCUUGCCAUUGAACUGGCAUUGCAAGGUGCAUAUAUAAGAAGGGUAGAGUGGGUUCCAGGUUCUCAGGUUCAAUUACUGGUGGUUACCAACAAGUUUGUCAAAAUAUAUGAUCUAUCUCAGGAUAACAUCAGUCCCAUGCACUACUUUACGCUGCCAGAUGAUAAGAUUGUGGAUGCAACCCUUCUUGUGGCCUCUCAUGGAAGGACGUUUCUGAUUGUUCUUUCAGAACAUGGAAGGUUGUUAAAGCUAGAGUUAUCAGUGGAAGGUAUUGUUGGGGCUACACCUUUGAAGGAAGUAAUCCAGAUACAGGAUAGAGAGAGUGAUGCGAAGGGCUCAUCUUUGUACUAUUCGUCAGCGUUCAAGUUACUUUUCCUAUCCUAUCAGGAUGGGACCUCUUUGGUUGGACGGCUUAGCUCAGAUGCGACUUCUUUGACUGAAGUAUCCACUAUAUAUGAGGACCAAGAUGGUAAACUGCGGUCUGCUGGACUUCAUCGUUGGAAAGAAUUGCUGGCUGGCAGUGGGCUCUUUGUUUGCUUCUCUACUUUAAAAUUAAACUCUGCAAUUGCUGUAUCAAUGGGAGCAGAUGAUUUAUCAGCACAGAACCUGCGACACGCAGUGGGCUCGACCUCACCUUUAGUGGGAGUAACUGCGUAUAAGCCAUUAUCUAAAGAUAAGAUCCACUGUCUUGUCUUACAUGAUGAUGGUAGCCUUCAAAUAUACUCGCAUGUUCCAGUGGGAGUUGACGCUGGUGCUGGUGCAACAGCAGAGAAAGUAAAGAAAUUGGGUUCUGGAAUCCUCAGCAAUAAGGCUUAUGCUGGUGUUAACCCUGAAUUCCCCCUUGAUUUUUUUGAGAAAACAUUGUGCAUUACAUCAGAUGUGAAACUGGGUGGUGAUGCUGUCAGAAAUGGUGAUUCUGAAGGAGCUAAGCAGAGCUUGGCAUCUGAGGAUGGCUUUCUGGAGAGUCCAAAUCCUGCAGGCUUUAAGAUAUCUGUCUUCAACUCAAAUCCCGAUAUCAUCAUGGUUGGGUUCCGUGUGCAUGUUGGUAAUACAUCAGCAAGUCACAUACCUUCUGAUAUCACUAUAUUCCAUAGGGUGAUUAAACUAGAUGAAGGUAUGCGGUCUUGGUAUGAUAUUCCAUUUACAGUUGCUGAGUCGCUCCUUGCUGAUGAAGAAUUUACAAUCUGUGUUGGACCAUCCUUCAAUGGAUCAGCUCUACCUAGAAUUGACUGCCUUGAAGUGUAUGGUAGAGCUAAAGAUGAAUUUGGUUGGAAAGAAAAAAUGGAUGCUGUACUGGAUAUGGAAGCACGUGUGCUUGGUUGUAAUUCCUUGCUUGCAGGAUCUGGGAAAAAACGCCGGUCGAUGCAGUCUGCUCCUAUACAGGAGCAGGUUAUAGCUGAUGGCCUUAAGCUUCUGUCCAAAAUCUAUUCAUUGUGCCGAUCUCAUGGAUGCUCAAGAGUUGAAGAAGUUAAUCUAGAGUUGAGCAAACUAAGGUGCAAGCAGUUAUUAGAAAACAUAUUUGAAAGUGAUCGAGAGCCCUUGCUGCAGGCAGCUGCUUCUCGUGUUUUGCAGGCUGUGUACCCCAAAAAAGACUUGUACUACAAUGUCAAGGAUGCCAUGCGGCUGUCUGGAGUGGUGAAAUCGACAUCUGUACUCUCUUCCAGGCUUGGGGUUGGUGGUACUGCAGGAACUUGGAUAGUCGAAGAGUUCACAGCCCAGAUGCGUGCUGUAUCUAAAAUUGCACUUCACCGUCACUCUAACCUGGCUACUUUCUUAGAGAUGAAUGGUUCUGAAGUUGUUGAUGGGCUCAUUCAAGUUCUGUGGGGAAUUUUGGACUUAGAGCAGCUUGACACACAAACAAUGAACAACAUUGUCAUAUCUUCCGUAGAGCUCAUUUAUUGUUAUGCUGAAUGCUUGGCUUUACAAAAGGAUACAGGGUUGCACUCUGUUGGACCUGCUGUUUUAUUAUUCAAAAAGCUUCUCUUUUCUCCCAAUGAGGCUGUCCAGACAUCAACCAGCCUGGCUAUAUCUUCAAGGUUGCUUCAGGUUCCCUUUCCCAAACAAACAAUGUUGGUAACAGAUGAUGCUGCAGAAAUUGCAGUUUCUGCUCCUGUGCAUGCUGAUACGACUGGUGGAAAUUCCCAAGUUAUGAUUGAAGAAGAUUCAAUUACUUCUUCUGUUCAAUAUUGUUGUGAUGGUUGCACCACUGUUCCCAUACUUAGACGGCGAUGGCAUUGUACUGUUUGUCCAGAUUUCGAUCUGUGUGAGGCAUGCUAUGAAGUACUGGAUGCAGACCGUCUUCCUCCACCACACUCUAGAGAUCAUCCUAUGACAGCAAUACCCAUAGAAGUGGAAUCAUUAGGAGGAGAUGGCAAUGAGUUCCACUUCACACCAGAUGAUGCAAGUGAUCCAACAAUCUUGCCAAUUACUGCAGAUUCCAGGACCCAGAGUUCUACUCCAUCAAUUCAUGUCCUCGAACCCAGUGAGUCUGGGGAGUUUUCUGCCUCAGUCAAUGACCCAGUAUCAAUUUCUGCUUCAAAACGAGCUUUGAAUUCCCUAAUCCUGUCUGAACUUCUAGAACAGUUGAAAGGAUGGAUGCAAUCAACCUCAGGGGUACGGGCAAUUCCUGUUAUGCAGCUCUUCUACAGAUUAUCAUCUGCUGUUGGCGGACCUUUUAUGGACAUCUCAAAGCCUGAGAACUUAGAUUUAGAGAAACUAAUUAGAUGGUUUCUGGAUGAGCUCAAUCUCAACCAACCAUUUUCAGGCAAAUCCCGCUCUUCUUUUGGGGAAGUUGCAAUUCUUAUAUUCAUGUUCUUCACUUUGAUGCUAAGAAACUGGCACCAGCCAGGCAGCGAUAGUUCCGUGCCAAAACUCAGUGGGACAACUGAUGUGCAUGAUAAAAGUGUCAUCCAAAUUUCGCCUGCCACCUCAGCUGCUGGUUCAUCUUUUGUGGAUGAUCAAGAAAAAAACGACUUUGCGUCUCAGCUGCUUCGUGCUUGCAGUUCUCUUAGGCAACAAUCUGUUGUCAACUACUUGAUGGACAUACUUCACCAGCUAGUGCAUGUUUUCAAGUCUCCUUCUGCAAGUUAUGAAGCUGCAGGACCUGGUUCUGGCUGUGGAGCUUUGUUAACAGUUCGAAGAGAUCUAGCUGCCGGUAAUUUUUCCCCUUUCUUUUCAGACUCAUAUGCAAAAGCGCAUCGGGCAGAUAUUUUUGCGGACUACCAUAGGUUGCUAUUGGAAAACACUUUCCGGCUGGUAUACACUUUGGUUAGACCAGAAAAGCAAGACAAGACUGGGGAGAAGGAGAAAGUUUCAAAAGUUUGUACUGGUAAAGAUCUGAAGCUAGAUGGAUAUCAAGAUGUUCUCUGCAGUUAUAUCAACAAUCCUCACACAACAUUUGUAAGGAGAUACGCAAGGAGGCUUUUCCUCCACCUCUGUGGAAGCAAGACUCACUAUUAUAGUGUUCGAGACUCUUGGCAAUUCUCAAGUGAGAUGAAAAAGCUUUUCAAACAUGUAAACAAGACUGGUGGGUUUCAAAAUCCUUUGUCCUAUGAAAGAAGUGUUAAGAUUGUUAAGUGCCUUUCUACUAUGGCUGAAGUAGCUGCAGCUCGGCCUCGAAACUGGCAGAGGUACUGUUUGAGGCAUUCUGAUUUUUUACCAUUUUUGAUUAAUGGUGUGUUCUACCUUGGAGAAGAGUCUGUCGUGCAGAUUUUGAAGCUGUUAAAUUUGUCAUUUUAUACUGGAAAGGAUAUUGGUCAUUCAUCACAGAAAAAUGAAGCUGUGGAUUCAGGUCCUACUUCAAACAAAUCAGUGACACAAUCUCAGGAUCCGAAGAAGAAGAAAAAAAGCGAAGAGGGAGCUGAAUCUAGUACUGAGAAGUCCUAUGUGGAUAUGGAGUCAGUGAUAGAUAUCUUUAGUGACAAGGAUGGAGAUGUCUUGAAGCAAUUCAUUGAUUGCUUUUUGCUGGAAUGGAAUUCUAGCUCCGUGCGUGUUGAGGCCAAGGGUGUUCUAUAUGGUGUCUGGCAUCAUGCAAAACAUUCAUUCAAGGAAGCUAUGCUGGUGGCUCUCUUGCAGAAGGUCAAAUUCUUGCCGAUGUAUGGCCAAAAUAUAGUUGAGUAUACUGAGCUGGUCACGUGGUUUCUAGGUAAAGUUCCAGAUAGUAGCUCAAAGCAAAACAGCAGUGAACUUGUGGAUCGAUGCUUGACCUCUGAUGUCAUUAGAUGCAUCUUUGAGACACUUCAUUCACAAAAUGAGCUUUUAGCCAACCAUCCAAAUUCCCGCAUUUACAACACUCUAAGUGGAUUAGUUGAAUUCGAUGGUUAUUAUCUUGAGAGUGAGCCUUGCGUUGCGUGCAGCUCUCCAGAAGUGCCAUAUAGCAGGAUGAAACUAGAAAGUCUGAAGUCUGAAACGAAAUUCACUGACAACCGCAUCAUAGUGAAAUGCACAGGAAGUUACACCAUUCAAACAGUGACCAUGAAUGUUCAUGAUGCGCGGAAGUCUAAAUCAGUGAAGGUUCUGAAUCUGUAUUACAAUAAUAGACCUGUGGCUGACUUGUCAGAAUUGAAGAAUAAUUGGUCUUUGUGGAAACGUGCCAAGAGUUGUCAUCUUGCUUUUAAUCAAACGGAACUGAAAGUGGACUUCCCUAUUCCAAUAACAGCAUGCAACUUCAUGAUUGAGCUGGAUUCCUUUUAUGAAAAUCUUCAGGCUUUGUCUCUUGAACCAUUGCAAUGCCCACGUUGCAGUCGACCUGUGACUGAUAAGCAUGGUAUAUGUGGCAAUUGCCAUGAGAAUGCAUAUCAAUGCAGGCAAUGCCGGAACAUCAAUUAUGAGAAUCUGGAUUCCUUCCUGUGCAAUGAGUGUGGGUACAGCAAAUAUGGUCGAUUUGAAUUCAACUUCAUGGCAAAGCCAAGUUUUGCUUUUGACGAUAUGGAGAAUGACGAAGAUAUGAAGAGAGGGCUAGCUGCUAUAGAAACUGAAUCCGAAAAUGCUCAUAGGAGAUAUCAGCAACUUUUAGGGUUCAAGAAGCCGCUCCUUAAGAUUGUAUCAAGUGUUGGUGAGAAUGAAAUAGACUCGCAACAGAAGGAUUCUGUGCAGCAAAUGAUGGUUUCCUUACCUGGGCCUGCAUGUAAGAUUAAUCGUAAGAUAGCUCUUCUUGGUGUCUUAUAUGGGGAAAAAUGCAAAGCAGCUUUUGAUUCGGUCAGCAAAAGUGUUCAAACACUGCAAGGGUUGCGUCGGGUGUUGAUGAAUUAUUUGCACCAAAAACACACCGAUAAUGGUGUUGCUGCUUCAAGAUUUGUGGUUUCUAGGUCUCCGAAUAAUUGUUAUGGCUGUGCUAUUACAUUUGUGACACAGUGUCUUGAGAUAUUACAGGUUCUGUCAAAGCAUGCAAAUUCCAAGAGACAACUUGUUAGUGCUGGCAUCUUAACUGAACUGUUUGAAAACAAUAUUCAUCAAGGUCCUAAAACAGCUCGUGUCCAAGCUAGGGCAGUUCUUUGUGCAUUUUCUGAGAGUGAUUUGAAUGCAGUGACCGAGUUGAACAGCUUAAUACAGAAAAAGGUGAUGUACUGCCUUGAACAUCAUCGCUCUAUGGACAUUGCUUUAGCCACCCGUGAAGAGUUGUCAUUGCUGUCAGAAGUAUGUUCCCUAGCUGAUGAAUUUUGGGAGUCGAGGUUGCGUGUUGUUUUUCAGCUUUUAUUUUCUUCCAUCAAAUUGGGAGCUAAGCAUCCUGCGAUUUCUGAGCAUGUUAUUCUUCCUUGUCUGAGGAUUAUAUCUCAGGCAUGUACACCUCCUAAACCCGAUGUACCAGAUAAAGAGCCUAGCACAGGAAAAGCUUCCACUGGUUUGCAAAUCAAGGAUGAAAGCAACUCUAAUAUUUCUGGAUCUAUGGGUGGACUUGGCAGUGGGAGUAAGCCUACAUCAGAAUCAUUGGACACAAACUGGGAUUCAUCUCAAAAGACUCAGGAUAUUCAAUUGUUAAGUUAUUCAGAGUGGAAGAAGGGAGCGUCAUAUCUCGAUUUUGUUAGAAGGCAGUACAAAGUGUCCCAGGCUGUUAAAGGAGGAAACCAGAGGCCUCGACCUCAAAGGCAAGAUUUCUUGGCUCUGAAAUAUGCACUCAGGUGGAAGAGGCGUGCUAGCAAGACAACUAAGAAUGAAUUACCGGCAUUUGAGCUGGGCUCAUGGGUCACAGAACUAGUUCUUAGUGCUUGUUCUCAAUCUAUAAGGUCUGAGAUGUGCAUGUUGAUCAGUCUUCUGUGUGCCCAAAGCACAUCUAGGCGAUUUCGGUUAUUAAACUUGCUAGUGUCUUUGCUACCAGCAACACUUUCUGCUGGUGAAAGCGCUGCUGAAUAUUUUGAGUCACUGUUCAAGAUGAUAGAGUCAGAAGAUGCCCGCCUAUUCUUGACAGUACGGGGAUGUCUACGUACAAUUUGUAAACUAAUCACUCAAGAAGUGGGCAAUGUUGAGUCUCUAGAAAGGAGCUUGCACAUUGACAUCUCACAAGGAUUCAUCCUUCAUAAGCUUAUAGAGAUGCUUGGCAAAUUCUUGGAGGUACCAAAUAUUAGAUCCAGAUUCAUGCGAGACAAUCUACUCUCAGAAAUUCUUGAGGCGCUUAUUGUUAUUCGCGGCUUAGUAGUGCAGAAGACAAAGCUGAUUGGUGAUUGCAAUCGUCUUCUAAAAGAUCUAUUAGAUAGUCUCCUGCUUGAAAGCAGUGAAAAUAAGCGGCAGUUCAUUCGGGCAUGUAUUUUUGGUCUGCAAAACCAUGGAGAGGAGAGUAAAGGCCGAACUUGUCUGUUUAUCCUGGAGCAGCUCUGCAAUCUGAUCUGCCCAUCAAAACCAGAGCCAGUGUACCUGCUGGUUCUAAACAAGGCACAUACACAAGAAGAAUUCAUCAGGGGAUCUAUGACAAAGAAUCCCUACUCUAGUUCUGAGAUCGGUCCAUUGAUGCGUGAUGUGAAGAAUAAAAUUUGUCAUCAGUUGGAUUUGUUGGGACUUCUUGAAGAUGACUAUGGAAUGGAAUUGUUAGUUGCUGGGAAUAUUAUCUCUCUCGAUUUAACUGUAGCUCUUGUGUACGAGCAAGUCUGGAUGAAGUCCAAUCAAUCUUCAAAUGCAAUGGCUAAUUCUACAUUAUUGACUCCUAAUGCUGUUUCAUCAGCUAGAGAUUCUCCACCUAUGACAGUGACAUAUCGGCUUCAGGGAUUAGAUGGUGAAGCCACUGAGCCCAUGAUUAAAGAAUUGGAAGAAGAUAGAGAGGAGUCGCAAGAUCCAGAGGUUGAGUUUGCCAUUGCAGGUGCCGUUCGUGAAUAUGGUGGCUUAGAAAUUAUAUUGAGCAUGAUCCAGCGUAUGCAGGAGAACUUCAAGUCCAACCAAGAGCAGUUGGUAGCUGUUCUGAAUCUUUUGAUGCAUUGUUGCAAAAUAAGAGAGAAUAGACGGGCCUUACUGAGGUUAGGAGCUUUGGGUCUACUUCUUGAAACUGCGAGACAUGCCUUCUCUGUUGAUGCCAUGGAACCAGCUGAAGGCAUACUUCUGAUUGUUGAGAGUCUGGCACUGGAAGCUAACGAAAGUGACAACAUUAGUAUCACGCAGAGUGCUCUUACUGUGACUAGCGAAGAGACAGGUGAACAGGCCAAGAAAAUAGUCCUCAUGUUUCUGGAGAGAUUAUCUCAUCCUUCAGGCCUUAAAAAAUCUAACAAACAGCAGAGGAACACUGAGAUGGUUGCUAGAAUCUUGCCCUACUUGACAUACGGUGAACCUGCAGCAAUGGAAGCACUUAUCCAACACUUCAGCCCUCCUUUGCAAGAUUGGAGAGAAUAUGAUCGGCUGCAGGAAGCUCAUCAAGAGAGCCCGAAAGAUGACGACAUUGCUCAGCAAGCUGCCAAGCAAAGGUUCACCUUGGAAAAUUUUGUGAGGGUUUCAGAGUCUCUUAAAACAAGUUCCUGUGGAGAGAGACUGAAAGACAUUAUUCUUGAGAGGGGUAUCACUGGUGUUGCAGUUAGACAUCUAAGAGAUAGUUUUUCAGUUGCUGGGCAAGCAGGCUUUAAAUCAAGUUCAGAAUGGGUAAUGGGCUUAAAACUGCCAUCUGUCCCACUGAUACUGUCUAUGCUAGGGGGCUUAUCGACAGGACAUUUGGCUACUCAAAAGUGUAUUGAUGAGGGAGGUAUAUUACCUUUGCUUCAUGCUUUGGAAGGUGUCUCUGGGGAAAAUGAGAUCGGAGCAAGGGCUGAAAACUUGUUGGACACACUUGCAAAUAAGGAGGGAAAAGGAGAUGGUUAUUUGGAGGAGAAAAUUCGGAGAUUGAGACACGCCACAAGGGAUGAGAUGAGGCGCAGAGCUUUAAGAAAGAGAGAGGAAUUGCUUCAGGGACUUGGAAUGCGACAAGAGCUAGCAUCAGAUGGUGGCGAGCGCAUUGUUGUUGCUCGGCCACUUCUUGAGGGUUUGGAAGAUGUGGAGGAGGAGGAGGAGGAUGGGUUGGCAUGCAUGGUUUGCCGAGAGGGUUACAGUUUAAGGCCUACAGACUUGCUUGGAGUUUACUCUUAUAGCAAGCGAGUGAAUUUAGGUGCAGGGACUUCUGGAAGUGCUCGUGGGGAGUGUGUCUAUACAUCUGUUAGUUAUUUCAAUAUUAUCCAUUUCCAGUGCCAUCAGGAGGCCAAGAGAGCAGAUGCCGCACUGAAGAAUCCAAAGAAAGAAUGGGAAGGAGCGACUCUCAGAAACAAUGAAUCUCUUUGCAAUUCCUUGUUCCCUGUGAGAGGUCCAUCUGUUCCUUUACCACAGUAUAGUCGUUAUGUAGACCAUUACUGGGACAACCUCAAUGCUCUUGGACGUGCUGAUGGAAGCCGUCUUCGGCUGUUGACUUAUGACAUUGUUCUGAUGUUAGCUCGAUUUGCUACUGGGGCAUCUUUUAGUGCAGAAAGCAGAGGUGGUGGAAGGGAAAGUAACUCCAGAUUCCUCCCUUUCAUGAUCCAAAUGGCUUGCCACCUACUCGAUCAGGGAAGCUCAUCUCAGCGUCAAACAAUGGCAAAGUCUGUGUCAACAUAUUUGACAUCAUCUGCUUUAGAUAGACCUUCCACUCCUGGAACACAGCCUUCUAUGGGAUCCGAAGAAACUGUCCAAUUCAUGAUGGUGAACUCGCUUCUCUCAGAAUCACAUGAAGCCUGGCUGCAACACCGACGUGCCUUCUUGCAGCGUGGAAUUUACCAUGCAUACAUGCAGCAUACUCAUGGUCGUUCAGCAGGUCGGACCACGUCCGGUUCCUCACCAAUAGCCAGGGUAGAGUCUGGAAAUACCAGCCCAAGUCCUAGUGGAGAAAUUGGGGCGGCUGAUGAUCUUUUGAAUGUGGUUCGGCCAAUGCUUGUCUACACUGGCCUGAUUGAGCAGCUGCAACAUUUCUUCAAGGUCAACAAACCCGCAGCCAAUGUGUCAUUGUCAGCCAGAAAAGAAGCUAGCUCUUCUACUACAGUAUCUCAAGGGGAAGAUGAUUCUGGAAGCUUGGAAGGUUGGGAAGUAGUGAUGAAAGAGAGGCUUCUGAAUGUGAGUGAGAUGGUAGAGUUCUCAAAGGAGUUGCUGUCAUGGCUCGACGAGAUGAGUUCAGCAAGUGAUCUGCAGGAGGCUUUCGACAUAAUUGGUGUAUUGGCGGAUGUGCUGUCGGGUGGCAUUACACAAUGCGAGGACUUCGUGCGAGCUGCAAUCAAUGCAGGGAGAGGCUGAGAAUUAGAUGAAGUACUACUGAGUGAGCUGCGUGUGUUGUAAUCGUAGCGGGACGAUAAUGGGCCUGUGCCAUUGGUGUUAUACUGUUAUAUUUGUGUUCCAUACAUACAUACCCCAUGAAAUAAGAGGGUUGAGACUUGAGACCGAGUCUGUUGUGUACUCGUAGCACAUAUGGCUCCUUGGUAAUGAAAAUCAUUUUUCUCCCUAAA